AUGAGUCGCUAUCUUACGCCUUCCAAGGUCGCCUUGCUAUGUCUGGUGUCCUUGUACACCGAAGGAAUUGUCCCCAACACUUCGGCUGUACCGAUUCUUUCUUUUCUAGUCGCUCAUAUCCUCCCUGUGCGCCCCGGAGACUCAGACAAGUCGUCCCGUGCAUUCAAUCGAGACAGGAACCACGCUGUGUCUAUGGAUGAGUUGGAAGAGGUUCUUGCGUACCAUGCCUCCUCGAUUCCCGGGCGUUCUGUGUGGGAUCUGUUACUUCGGAAAAUGUGGUCAUUAGACUGCUGCGAUGCCCUGGAAAGCUUCUUUGCCGACAUACACUGCAUUGUUGAAAAGCCGAGGGAAGAACUGAUCUACGAGAGAGACAACGGUAUUGUGCCUGUGAUGGAUCGUAUGCUUCUGUCCCGAUCUUCUCCUCUCGGUGCCUUUGUGCGUCGAGCCCAGCUUGAGUUUACGAGGCUUCAAUUUCACGACUCGGUUAGAUUAUGGCGUGGCUUUAUAAAAUAUCGGUUGCCGACAUAUCGGGCUUGGGCGAGACGACAUCCGUCUGGAGGACAGUCGGCUGUUGAUGCCAACCUAGCAGAGCUUGGCCUGGACUCUGGCAGUUACCUUGGCCAGGUGAUUUAUCGCAACAUUGAAUAUGAUUCUGAUGAAGAGGCUGGAAUAAGCACCAAGGAUGUGGAGCAAUUAUUAAUCUUCCAGGUCGAAGAACUGCAAAGAAUUGGUGGUCGAGUGCCGGAUGAAGUUAGGGACCAGCUCGAGUAUAUUAUUUCGACCGGGGUGACCGUUCCGAGCAUGUCACACUAUAUACGCUUCUUAGAUGCGUGGAAGGCUGGAGAUUAUCCAUCAUCCUUUGAUAAUCUGCAUCGAUAUUUUGACUAUACGGUGCACAGUAGAGAUCGAAGUUUCUACCAAUACGCUUUACUCAACCUAGCCAUCUUGCAUGCUGACUUUGGUUCUUAUGCCGAGGCGGUGUCUGCCAUGCAAGAAGCCAUUUCAAUUGCGCGGGAAUCGCACGAUAUGAAUUGUCUGAACUUUUGCAUGAGCUGGCUAUAUCAUUUUGGAAAAGCAUUUCCGGAGGAAAUGAAGCAUGUCCAGAACACCGGCAUGCUUGGUAGUGAAAAGGAAGGCCUUGCCUUUCUAAAGGCAAAGGCUAAAGAGACUGAAUCAUGGGGCUUGCUCAUGGGCAAAAAGGGCGAGAGUCUGGCGUCUGUUUUUGAAAACGUCGUCAAAUCUUCCUACCUGAAUCUGACCAAGGAUUUGAGAACAACGAUGGGCCCACAACUGUUGCUGGAGGCAUCCUUAUUUUCUCGGAUAGGUCUCACACACAUCGCAUCAUUACACUGCGACAUUUUCCGCGAAUGCUACGCAAAGGGAGCACCUGUGGAAGACCAUCUCAAAAUUGCCUAUCGAAGCAGUCAGUUGCGGUGGUCACAAAAGAGCAAUGGCUCGUAUCGACGAUAUACUGCCGGCAGAUUCACGGUCACUCAAAACAUCGGAAUCCAUGACAUUGACCUAAUUCUUCAGCUUUCCUUUUUGGAAAUCGAAUUCCGUCUCCGCAGGGGCCACUAUACACAAGCAAUGGCAAUCGUGGAGGAUAUAGCGCAGUCCAUACAACAAGAAAACUUCGACGUCUUGACUCAAAUAAGACUACUUUGCUACAAAGCAAGAAUUCUUGAGAAAACUGGCCUGCCGCAAAGAGGGUUUUCCAUGGCAAUGCGAGCUGCUAGCAUUGCUCACCGAUCUCGUGUGUUACCAGGUCUAUGGGAGGCUAUUCGUGUACUUGCCGUAGUACUCUUGAGUCUUCAUGAAUUCGAAGCCGCUUCAGAGAUGAUGGAGAGCAUCAUGCCCCAAGUUCUCGAGCUAGACGAUCGUUAUCUCACCGCACGGUCGUAUUCUAUUUUGGUGGAUGCAAACAUGGGUCUGGCCGGUGAAUGUUCGUCUACUAGUGGCGGUGACGGUAGGAACCACAAAACCGCUGAUCCAUUGAAGAAGAAAGAAUAUGUAACGAGAGCACUCGCAUACAUUGAUUGCUCUUAUGACGAGUACGAGGCUAUUGAAGACGUGUUGGGCCAAUCUCGCUGUCUAGCUGCGAAGCCGCCUGGAUUCUUCAAGAAAAGCACGGAAGAGCUCAGUCGUCUGACACGCAUCGCAUGGAACACGGAAGCACUCUCAACGCCAACCAAGCCAUACAAGCUUCUCGAUUUCGAAGAUGAAUCGUCAGUCGCGUCCUGCAAGACCAUGGCGGAUCGCGCCGUCGGCGGUUUCAGUACAGCCGAUCUAGACUAUGUCCCUGCGACUGCGACUGAGCCGGCACAUGCGCGAUUCCACGGAAGCAUAUCGACAAAACUGCCAAAUAACUGGCGCGUGGAGCGCACGGGAUAUGCUGCUUUCCGAAACCGAGAUAAAGGGUACUGGCUCUUUGGGCGCUUGUUCUGGGACGUCGAUCCUUACACAUACUUAGCCCUGCGAGUGAAGAGCGAUGGACGAAGAUAUACGAUCAAUAUUCAGAGCGACUCCAUUGUGGAAACUGAUAUUCAUCAACAUAGACUUUACACAAGACAUCAUCGCGUCCAUGGCCGGCCGUCCGAAGCUUCAAGUCCCCUGGCCGCGGCAGCUGAAGCAUCAGAGGUUAAUGACAUUAAUGACAAGCUGUAUCCCGGUGGCAUUCCUCCAUCGCUAUCCGAUAUUCCUCCUGCAGAGACCAUUAUAAGCGCAACAACAUCUGGCUCGGCAGGAUGGGAGACUGUGCUUCUACCAUUCCAGUCUUUUGUUCGCACAAAUUAUGGCAUGAUCAUCGAACCGCAGCACUCUUUACUGAAAAAUAGAGUCAAGUCAAUUGGGAUCGGUCUUACUGAUCGAGUGGAGGGUCCCUACGAUCUGCGAAUACACCGAAUAUGGGCUACGAAUGGCAUAAGUGAAGAAGAGAUCGAGGAAGAGAGGAGGAUAUGUGGUGAGAAUGCCUUGACAGUUGAUGAAGGUGUUAGGACGCUGUGGGGUUCGAAGAAAGAGGCCUUUCCAUCUGCGGAGCAAGAAGCUGAGGACAAAAAGAAAGACACUCAAAAAGUGGCUGAAAAGAAGGUGACUGGCACCAAGGGCUUAAAGGGGCUGAAGGAGGAGUGGGAGUAG
Messenger RNA from Talaromyces atroroseus, 3135 nucleotides. RefSeq lists its product as hypothetical. NCBI's taxonomy places the organism in Eukaryota, Fungi, Ascomycota, Eurotiomycetes, Eurotiales, Trichocomaceae. Gene Ontology annotation, biological process: anaphase-promoting complex-dependent catabolic process; positive regulation of mitotic metaphase/anaphase transition; protein K11-linked ubiquitination. Gene Ontology annotation, cellular component: anaphase-promoting complex. The record is from RefSeq and is a predicted model, not a curated record. The transcript has 7 exons. Gene Ontology annotation, molecular function: protein binding. Bases 1 to 3135 code for a protein of 1044 amino acids.